GACCAAGCCAUUAGCAUGCUGACAGACAAGGAUUAGUUGAUGAAAAGUGUUCAAAAGAUCGAGUCCAGUCUCAAACAUAGAUCUGACUGAAUGCACUUGUUUUUCCUGCGCCGUUGAUCACCACAGGCACCUUCAUUGACCACCGUCAAUUUAAGGCCUUUGUCACGUCAAGAAUCACCAGUUUCUAAUGCCUGCUGGUCUCGUAUCUCGUAUCAACGACUUCCCAAUACGGUAAUAUACUAAACAAGUCUGGGCUGUACUGUCUUCCUAUGAAGUGCAUCAGUUGAUGUCUGCCUAUAUCAGCCAACCAUCGAUUCCUCUUCUCCUUUACUCAGAUCACUCUUUUAGCUAAUGCGCGACUUUACGAGCCCCCGGUUUCUAUGAUUGUCCUCAUUUGAAAUAUUGGACCUGCUGUUCAAGACUCCUUACGUGAAGGUGUCUAAGUUUCGUCGCCAUCAUGACUGUUGAUCAUCAUGACAAAAUCGAGAAGCCUACCAACUCUCCUUCCCCAGAGCCUCAAGGCCCAUUAACAAAAGAUGAAACAGAAGACGAAUUACAAGCCAAGGCAAAGGUCCGACCUGAGCGGACAGCAAAUUUCAAAGAUUACUUGCGGAUAUUCUCCUAUGCAACAAAAUGGGAUUUCUUUGCGUAUGCUGCCGGCUUUUUUGCAAGCAUUGGAGCAGGGAUUACGCUGCCAUUGAUGAAUGUAGUUUUUGGACAAUUUGUUGGCAACUUUACAGAAUACUUUAUGCCAGGCAGUACAACAUCGCGAAGUGAAUUCAACAAAAGCAUCGAUAAGUUGGCGUUGUAUAUGUUCGCCCUGUUUCUGGGUCGUUUCGUGCUCAACUCUAUCAACAAGUUCGUUUUCCGCAUGAUAGGCAUCAGGCUGUCAUCCGCCAUCAGACUUCACUACCUACAAAGACUAUUCGGCCAAUCUAUCCAUGUCCUCGACUCAAUGCCUCCAGGCUAUGCCACAGGCACCAUCACUUCUACAGCCAAUGUCCUGCAGCUAGGCAUAUCAGAAAAACUUGGCACCUUUGUUGAAUACAACUCAACCAUUGUAGCUGCGAUUAUUGUAGCAUUCGUCAAGAACUGGUCCCUGACUCUUGUCACAUCUUCAAUCAUCCUAUACCUUUUCCUUGUCUUGGGCACAUUUCUGCCCAUGAUACUCAAGGUCAAUGCGCUCAUCACAAAGGCAGAGGGCAGAGCUGGUGCGGUUGCCAGCGAAGCUUUGGCGAGCGUCAGAAUGGUGGCCGCGUGUGGUGCAGAAUCACGCAUUUCCAGGCGAUACGCCCAGUUCGCCGAGGAAACCCGCCAACAUGGUAAACUUCUCUCUCCCCUUGUCGGCGGACAACUUGGUUUGAUAUUUUUCGGGUUAUAUGCUGGUUUCGCCCUUUGUUUUUGGUUUGGCGCAAAGUCCUAUUCCGAGGGAAGAUUGGACAACGUGGGAGAUGUCCUUGUCGUGUUGCUCUCUGUUAUGAUUGUCGUACUUUCCCUCGAACGAACAUCUACGCCGUUACUGGCCGUUGGAAAAGCCACUGUGGCAGCCUGCGAAUUUUUUGUUGUUAUCGACGCUCCGCAGCCUGCCAAAGGUACUCUAAAGGAGCCCGAAGUCUCUUCGACACAGGAUAUCAUUUUCGAGGAUGUUACCUUCGCUUACCCUAGCCGGCCUCAUGUCAAGGUGCUAGAUGGCCUGGACUUGCGUAUAGAGGCUGGAAAAAUCAAUGCGAUCGUCGGCCCGUCCGGGGGAGGCAAAUCGACCAUUGUUGGACUCAUCCAGAGAUGGUAUACCUUACAGGAUCAACACGUUCUUGCCAAGGUCAUUGAGAAAGAGAAAAAAGGGGGUCGUAAGAACAAGAAAGAUGAGAGUGAUGAGGAUGUCGACACCGAAAACGUGGUUGAUAAUGAGCCUGAAGAAUCAGGACCUCCUAUCGAAGUCCACGGGCGAAUCUUGACAGCAGGCCAAUUGUUGGACGACAUCGAUUUGAAGUGGUGGAGGUCCCAGAUAGGCCUUGUCUCGCAGGAGCCAUUCUUGUUUAACGAUACGAUUUAUAAGAAUGUUGCCUAUGGUCUGAUUGGAAGUCCAUGGGAAAAUGAGACCGAGGACAAGAAGAGAGAACUGGUUAGGGAGGCCUGUCGAGAAUCUUUCGCCGAUGAGUUCAUUGAUCGACUGCCAGAGGGGUUGGACACGCUCGUUGGUGAUAGUGGUGCCAAACUCUCCGGUGGACAGAGACAGAGGCUGGCUAUUGCACGAUCUAUCGUGCGAAAACCAAGUAUACUUAUACUGGAUGAGGCCACUAGUGCUAUUGAUGUUCGUGGUGAAAGGAUUGUUCAAGCGGCCCUUGACAGAGCUGCUAAAGACCGGACCACUAUCACAAUAGCCCAUCGACUGUCGACCAUCAAGAAAGCAGAUCGUAUCAUCGUAUUGAAGAAGGGCAAAGUCGCCGAAUCAGGUACACAUGACAGUCUCAUGACGAUCGAGGGCGGAGUCUACUCAGGGCUUGUACAUGCACAAUCCCUAUCGCUUGGAGAACCCACAGAUGCAGGAGAUGAGUCGGUUGAAACUGAGGAUAAGCCUACCCUGGCCAACGUCAUGAGUAUUGCAGCUCCCGAGGUUGACACGUCCACGGAGGCCUCUAAAGACAAGGCACGGAACUUCUUUACAAGCUUUGGUCGACUGUUCUACGAGUCAAAGAAUGUCUGGCCAGCGUUUUUUCUGACUCUAUUUGCCGGUGCCUGUGUGGGAGCUGGAGUACCAUUACAGGCAUGGAUCUUUGGGAAAAUUAUUGUUUCUUUCAACGACAUAGGGACUGACUCGGACCUAUCCGGGAGCAACUUCUGGUCACUCAUGUUCGUCGUCCUGGCUUCAGGAAUCGGAAUCAGCUACUUUGUAGUUGUCUUCGUGGCCACUCGGAUGUCAUCCACGAUACGCGUGAAAUACCAGAAGCAGUAUUUUGAUGCGGUAAUGUUUCAGAAAACAUCCUUUUUUGACCAUGAAGACCACUCUCAUGGAACGAUAACGUCCCGACUUGGCCAGGACCCCAAGCAACUUGAAGAGUUGAUGGGACUGAACAUGGCUAGUGUCUUUGUCGCUCUCUUCAAUGUGGUUGGAGCAAUAUCCAUUGCGUUCGCGUUCGCAUGGAAACUAGCUCUCGUCUCAUGCUGUGUCGUGUUGCCCAUAAUGAUCGUUUCGGCGUACUGGCGCUUCAAAUACGAGCUGGCAUUCGAGAAGAUGAACAAUGAUGUCUUUGCAGAGAGCUCAAAGUUUGCAUCCGAGUCAAUAGGAGCAUUUAGAACGGUCACUUCGCUGACACUAGAAGAUUCAAUUUGCCUCCGAUAUCAGAACUUACUCAACGAACACGUUGUAUCAGCAUACAGAAAAGCUAGGUGGGUGAGCAUACUCUUUGGUUUCUCUGAUAGUGCCAGUAUGGCAUGUCAAGCUCUGAACUUCUGGUGGGGAGGUCGUCUUUUAUCAAGACAUGAAAUUGGUCUAGUUGCUUUUUUCGUCUGUUUUAGUAAGUGAACUUUAUGACGUUCUGUAUCGAGUAGUGCAGAUAAAGACCCAAACGCUUCUGACCCUUACUUACAUCUAACAGUGGCAAUUACAAAUGGAAGCGAGGCAGCCGGGCAAGCCCUUGGCUUUGGACCAAACAGUGCGAUGGCUUCUGCAGCUGCGAAUCGUAUUCUAAACAUGAGAGAGAGCAGACCGCGAGACAAGGUCUCUACCUCACAGGAGAUCCCAGACACAGAUGGUGGAAUGUCGAUUGAGCUGGAAAACAUCGCCUUCAAGUACCCGACUAGGAGCACACCCGUAUUCAAAGGAUUGAGCCUGAAGAUUGAGAAGGGACAGUUUGCUGGCCUCGUAGGCGCCUCAGGCUCAGGAAAGUCAUCGAUCAUUUCAUUGUUGGAAAGAUUUUACGACUUGGAUAAGGGCCGAAUCCUUCUGAAUGGCAAGGAUGCUACCGAUAUCAACUUGUACGAAUACCGAAAGUACUUUUCUCUCGUGGCCCAAGAAGCCACCCUCUUCCAGGGCACCAUCAGGGAGAAUAUCUUACUUGGAGUCGACCCCUUAGCAAUCACCGAUGAGCAACUACACCAAGCGUGCCGUGAUGCCUCGAUCCACGAUUUUAUCGUCUCAUUGCCGGAGGGCUACAAUACAAAUAUUGGAUCACGUGGUGUAUCACUUUCAGGUGGUCAGAAGCAGCGCGUGGCGAUUGCUCGCGCUCUGAUUCGCGACCCAAAAGUCCUACUUCUCGACGAAGCUACGAGCUCCCUUGAUUCGGAAAGCGAAAAGCUAGUCCAGUCGGCAUUCGAAAGAGCCAGUGAAGGACGCACGAUGCUCGUGGUAGCACAUCGACUGGCCACAGUGCAGAAUGCUGAUGUUAUCUUUGUAUUGGGAGAUGGUCAGCUGCUGGAACAUGGAAACCAUGCAGAGUUAUUGAAGAGGCGGGGCGUCUACUGGAAUAUGUGCCAAAGUCAAGCCUUAGAUCGUUAAUAACGGGUUGUAUUUGGCAAUGACCGCGCAGUUGAGGACAUUGGUACUCGCCAACCAUCAACGGAUAUAUGGAAGCGAGUACAAAAUCAAACAUGUAAAUCGCUCUCUACUCUAUAUUCUAUCCCGGAAAAACAAAGGGCAUGAAUAUAACAAACUCCUGAUAACCCGACACCCUGCUCUCGCUCUUUGUAAAUGUCUGGAGCCCCGUCGUAGAAGAGAUCAAGCAGUGAUACGACAAAACAUGACUAUCAUCACAUCUUAGUAGUAUUGAACAUGUCGUCAAUCUCACUAAGGAUAUCUCCCGCAUGCGUCAUAACAAAAUCAUGGCUCCCUGGAAGAACUCGCCAGCGGACAUGGUGCUCACCACCAACGAGAGAUAGUGCAUCCCGGCGAUAGGAGUCCGGAUCAAUAAUCUCGUCAGAUCUAGCUAGUAAAAUAGCUGUAGUGCCAGGAGCACGCUUGGACAACUUGGCCCAGGCGUCAUGCUGAUCGGUCAGGGGUGCAAAGCGAAUGCUCGACAUGAACGCGGGGACGAAACCAUUGUGAUGCGUGACCAUCCAGCGCACAUACUCCAUAACACGUUGCUCCAACGGCGUAACGGCCUCACCGGACGCUGGAACCACUUCUGCCUCGGCAACAUUGAGUGGUGGCGUAGUGACAGCCUCGAUGGGCGUCUUGGGAGGUGGCUUGGCUGAAGCGGCGAUAGGCUUCUGAAGACGACUGCGUGUAGCAACGGCCAGAAUGCGCUCCGGGACGAGGCCAGAGACGAAGAGGAAUCGAGAGACGCGGCCAAAGGAGGCGGCGCGGAUUAGACCUGCAGGUGCGAGGAGCACAAGGUCGCGCACGAGGUUGGGAAACACAUUGGCAAAGUGAACUGCGAUGCCACCGCCGAGAGAAUAGCCUACAAGACGGAAGGCGUUUGUACCGGUCC
Messenger RNA from Fusarium odoratissimum NRRL 54006, 5426 nucleotides. RefSeq lists its product as uncharacterized. The record is from RefSeq and is a predicted model, not a curated record. NCBI's taxonomy places the organism in Eukaryota, Fungi, Ascomycota, Sordariomycetes, Hypocreales, Nectriaceae. Gene Ontology annotation, biological process: transmembrane transport. Gene Ontology annotation, cellular component: membrane. The transcript has 11 exons. Gene Ontology annotation, molecular function: ATP hydrolysis activity; ABC-type oligopeptide transporter activity; ATP binding. The coding region runs from base 458 to 3523 and encodes 1021 amino acids.